UCUUUUUCCGACAAAAUCUUUCCUCACUUUUUAAUUUCGAGUUCUACCACAGAAAAGAGAUUGCAAUCCCUAUUCUGUGGUUCUACAUGAUGAAGAAGCCAAUGGGAGUCUGGUAAAGACAGCAAAUUUCCCUAUCGAUUUACAUGAGGUACUUAAAAAGAGAUUUUGGAUCUGUUCGGUUUCGACAUAAAUUUCGAUGUCGAAAACAGAGAGCUGAAAAUGGCACCAUCUGAUAGUCUUGUUCGUACUUUCAUAAAGCCUUUGGCUUGGCUUCCGGUCAUUAUAAUCAAUGCAAUUAUCGUUUGGUCAUAUUUUGCAUACAUGGUUGUUUUUGGAUUUGGCACAGUAAAAGAUACUACUGAAAGAGUGAUAUACUUGACCUUAUAUAACCCAAUUUUUAUCAUAUUCAUGGUGUCAUACUGGCGAACAAUAAUGAGCAAUCCUGGAAGGGUCCCUUCUCAGUUUUAUUUGUCAGCGCCUGACAAAGAAAGAUAUGAUUCAGCUGAAAACCCACAGGCUGUUGUUAAUGAGCUUGGCAAGAACCUACCAAUACAAACAAGAUCAAUCUCUGGAGGAGCACGAUUUUGUGAAAUUUGUCAGCUGAUAAAACCUGAUAGAUGUCAUCACUGUUCAGUUUGCAACAGCUGUGUCUUAAAGAUGGACCACCAUUGUCCAUGGGUGAACAAUUGUGUUGGAUUUGCAAACUACAAGUUUUUCUUCCUGUUUUUAUUUCAUGGCAUUAUCUAUACAUGCUUUGUGUCAUUAACAACAUUAAAGUAUUUCCUGAAGUUUUGGCAGGCUGCGGUUCCUAAAGCAGAUAGCAGUUUGCAUGUUUUAUUCUUGUUCUUCAUUGGGGCAAUGUUUUUUGUCAGUUUGUGGUCAUUGUUUGGGUAUCAUAUCUAUCUUGCAUUGCAUAACAGAUCAACACUAGAGUCAUUUAGACCCCCAGUGUUUAGCAAUGGGCCAGACAAAGAUGGCUUCAAUCUGGGGAAAAUGAACAAUAUUCGGCAAGUUUUUGGAACAAAGAAAUCAUUGUGGCUUCUCCCAAUAUAUACAACGCUUGGCAAUGGUUACAAUUAUCCUACUGGUGCUACUCGGUCUCCAGAAACAGAGGGACUCCUUAAUGGACAAGUGUCUUUUGAACGCAAUUUGCAUGUUUGUUCUGAGCAGGAUGGACUUAUUUCCCAUGAAAGUAGAAGCCCAGUGUUAGCACAUGACACAAGAAGGGUCGAAGAAGAUGAUAUUGGUAAAGAGGCACAGUAUGAUGAGACUGAAAGUGACAGUGAGGUUAAUGUUAUAAGCCGCAAACCACAAACAGAUCAUGUGGAAUUAAACAUCUGCACUGAAGAUGUAAGGCCUUUACAUUCACUCUGAUUAAUCAACCAUGCAGGCAGCAGUCUAUUUGUAGAAAUUAGAUCUGUACAUUUGUAGAAGAUGCAAAUGGGGAAUUGGCAACCAUCUUUCUUAGUUGUUAAAUAGAUUGUAGAUCAAAUAAUGUUUUCAUUUGUUUAUAUUUUGGCAUCACGCAUUGGCAGAAAGUAGAAACUUUUUGUAGCUUUUUCUUUUGCUGUAUUCCCGCCAAACCAAACAUGAACCAUGUACCUAAUAAACACUUGAACCAAAUAACUGUGAUUAGAUUUAACUUUCUGGUGUCAUAUAGAUUUCAUCUAACCAGUUUAACUAGCUCAACCAACUGGUCAAAGACAUUUGAAUCAUUAAAAGUAAUAUUAAAAAAUGACUUUAAAUCAUAAACAAUCGUGAAUAAUGCUUUGAUUUAGAACAGAAAGUUUAUUUUUUGCAGCUAGUAAGUAUGUCUUGGCACCUUAAGUAAUAUGGCAUUGGAAAUGUGAUCAAAAUUGUGAAUGUUUAGAUUCAAACAGGCUAAUGAAAAGACAUAAGCCAACUUUCGUAAAUAAUUGUCAUGCUGGUUGUUGCCAGUGGAUAGCUGAGGAAUGGAAUCACUUGCCCCUUGCCAUCAAGGAGAAAAUAGAGAUGUAUAUGUGGUCCAUUGUCUGCCUAAAGAAUCCACACCUUCUGAUGUUAAUUUUGAAAGGACUAGGCUCGUCUGAGGUAUUGCUAUUUAAUCUGUAUUAGAAAUUAUUAUUAGUGUUCAGUACCUACAACCUUCAUUUCUCUUCUACCUUCUGUUGUACAAAUGACCAGGUUAUUUUAAAUAUCAAAGAAAUAGCUUCAGAUAUUAAGUACCAUUGUGUAUGACAUUGCCUUUUUCAUUUUUUAUUGUUGUAGUCGGAACCAUAAAUUAAAUGUGAUUAAUGUUUAAUCUUUUUGUCAUUAUAUUACAAUACCUAGUA
This is a messenger RNA of Rhopilema esculentum, 2312 nucleotides long. Its product is annotated as palmitoyltransferase ZDHHC15B. The record is from RefSeq and is a predicted model, not a curated record. Gene Ontology annotation, molecular function: palmitoyltransferase activity. NCBI's taxonomy places the organism in Eukaryota, Metazoa, Cnidaria, Scyphozoa, Rhizostomeae, Rhizostomatidae.